Molecule: messenger RNA, 4593 nt
Organism: Vicia villosa (hairy vetch)
Lineage: Eukaryota; Viridiplantae; Streptophyta; Magnoliopsida; Fabales; Fabaceae
Product: putative disease resistance RPP13-like protein 1
Exons: 4
Coding region: 423-4229 (1268 amino acids)
Biological process (GO): defense response to other organism
Molecular function (GO): ADP binding
Source: RefSeq, a predicted model, not a curated record
AAAACCUUCUCCUAUGGUUUGAAACUCUUCGCCGCCUCUCUUCUCAAAACUAGGUGGAUGCUACACUGAAAAACUCCAAUGGAAGCCUCUCUUCUCAAAACUAGGAGGAUGCUACACUGAAAAACUCCAAUGGAAAAUAAAGUUCCGACCUACCGGAUUCGAAACAGUGACCUAAGGAUGACAGCAUGGUGUACCAACUACAGUCCUCCGCUCUACCAACUGAGCUAAAGUCGGUUUGUUGUUCUCAAUUUCCUGCAUUUUAGUAAAACCUUAAAUCAAUCGUGUUUGUUUUCUGGAAGAACCGCAUAUUUGGCCCAAACUGUCUCUUUUACAUUUUGUUUGCAGUUUGCUGAACAAGGUCGUAUAUGGAUGCAGAUUAACAACAAAUAACUUAUUUCAUAUUUUCAGACAGCUACCGGGAAAUGUUGUUGAACAGUCAACACUUCUUCAAGGAAAGUCUAACUGGAUGGCUCCUGGAGAUUAUGGCGGCCGCUGCUGUUGGUGAAGCAUUUCUCUCUGCCUUCGUUGAGGUUGUCCUUGACAGGCUUGCCUCUCCUCAUGUUGUUGACUUGCUCCGUGGGAAGAAACUUGACCUCAAUUUGAUACAGAGGUUGAAGAUCACUCUUUAUGCUGUCGAAGCCGUGCUUAACGAUGCUGAACAAAAGCAGAUUCAUGACUCUGCUGUUAACAAAUGGCUUGAUGAUCUCAAAGAUGCUCUCUAUGUCGCUGAUGACAUUCUCGACCAUAUCUCUACCAAAGCUGCUCUUUCCAACAACAACAAGCAGGUCAGUACUGUUAACUACUUUUCUCGCUUUUUCAACUCCGAGGAAAGGGAUUUGGUUUGUAAGCUGGAAGAUAUAGUUGCUAAGCUUGAACACAUUCUCAAUUUCAAAGAUAUUCUUGGCCUUCAACAUAUUGCAACUCAUCACUCAUCAUGGAGAUCUCCAUCAACCUCUCUAGAUCACCCUUCUAACAUAUUUGGUAGGGAUCAAGACAAAGAGGCCAUACUCAAAUUACUCUCAGAGGCUGAUAAUGAUGUUGAUGAUAACAUUUCCGUGAUUCCCAUAGUUGGCAUGGGUGGGGUGGGAAAAACUACCUUAGCUCAAUCUGUGUUUAAUACUAUAAAGCACAAAUUUGAUGUUCCAGCGUGGGUUUGUGUUUCCGAUGAUUUCGAUGAACUCAACGUAACCAAGGCCAUCUUAGAGGCAGUUGCAGGGAGUUCUUGUAAUAUAAAUAACAAAGAGUUACUUCAUCUUGACUUGAAGGAAAGACUGUCUGGAAAAACGUUUUUGAUUGUUUUGGAUGAUGUAUGGACUGAAGAUUAUGACAGUUGGAACUCUCUUAUAAGGCCUCUUCAAUAUGGAACUAAGGGAAGUAAAAUUCUUGUUACUACCCGUAUUGAUAAAGUUGCUUCUAUGGUCCAAACUUUUCAGGCUUACCCUCUUCAGCAAUUGUCCGAUGAAGAUUGUUGGUCCGUGUUUGCAAACCAUGCAUGUCUUCCUCAAGAAGAAUCCAAUGAGUACAUGGAUCUCCAAAAGACUGGCAGAGAGAUUGUUAGAAAAUGUAAAGGAUUGCCUUUAGCAGCACAAUCACUUGGGGGCUUGUUGCGACGAAAACGGGACAUCAAGGAUUGGGAUAAUAUACUAAAUAGUAACAUUUGGGAAAAUGAGAGUAAGAUCAUUCCAGCACUAAGAAUUAGUUAUAAUUAUCUCCCUCCCUAUUUGAAACGUUGCUUUGUUUAUUGUUCCAUAUUUCCUAAGGAUUAUGAAUUUGAUAAAGACGAUUUGAUUUUGUUGUGGAUGGCUGAAGAUCUUUUACCGUCUUUGAAAAAUGGGAAGACUUUAGAAGAAGUUGGUAAUGAGUAUUUUAAUGAUUUAUCUUCAAGAUCGUUCUUUCAACAUUCGGGAAGUGGGAACCAAUACCAGCGUUUUGUGAUGCAUGAUCUGGUGCAUGAUUUAGCAACAUUGAUUGGUGGAGAAUUCUAUUUUGGAAUAGAUGAACUUGGGAAAGAAUCGAAGAUCGGUACCAAGACUCGUCAUUUGUCAUUUAUUGAGUUUAGUGAUCCUGUCUUGGAAAACUAUGAUGUUUUCAGCACAGCAAAAAACCUUAGGACGUUUUUGACAACCGAUGUUAGACUUUCUCGAGGCAACCAUGAAAAGGCACCAUGCAUCAUUUUGGAGAAUUUGAAGUGUUUAAGAGUUUUGUCAUUUCCAUCUUUUGCUAAUCUUGACUCAUUGCCUGAUUCAAUAGAUGAACUAAUCCAUUUGCGUUAUUUGGACCUCUCUUUCACAGCUAUACAAACUUUGCCGGAGUCAUUGUGUAAUUUGUAUAAUCUACAAACGUUGAAGUUGUGCGGUUGCCAACAACUAACCAUGCUUCCAAAUGACAUGCAAAAUCUUGUAAAUUUGCGCCAUCUUGAUAUCAGUGGAACUAAUCGGUUAGAAGAGAUGCCUAGAGAAAUGAGCAAAUUAAAUCAUUUGCAAUAUCUGAGUCGCUUUGUUGUGGGCAACCAUGAAAAGAAUGGGAUCAAGGAACUAGGAGCACUUUCAAAUCUUCAUGGAUCACUUUUUAUUAGUAAAUUGGAGAAUGUUACCAACAGCUUGGAAGCAUCAAAGGCACAUAUCAUGGAUAAGAAGUACCUUGAGGGAUUAUGGUUUAAAUGGUCUGAAGACGCAAAGGACCAUUUUACAAAUUCUCAAAGUGAGAUGGAUAUACUUGGCAAGUUACAGCCUGCCAAGAACUUGAAAAGGCUAAUUAUACAAGGAUAUAGAGGCACAAGAUUUCCAGAUUGGGUUGGAGAUCCUUCCUACCACAAUUUGACCGACUUAUCCUUGUAUCGUUGUCUUAAUUGUUGCAUCCUUCCGCCAGUCGGACAAUUACGCUUUCUCAAAGACUUGAGAAUUUAUAGAUUGAGUAUGCUGGAGACUAUUGGAUCUGAAUAUGGUGAUUCCUUUUCAGGAAUCCACUUUCCCUCCCUUGAACGCCUGGAGUUUCAUGAGAUGCCAUGUUGGGAAGUGUGGCAUCAUUCUCAUGAAUCAGAUGUUUCAUUUCCUGCAUUAAAGUCUCUUGUGAUUGUUGAUUGUCCCAGAUUACACGGAGGUUUGCCAUCUCAUCUUCCUGUUGUGGAAACAAUUAGGAUUGAACAUUGCAACCAACUUGACUCUUCACUCCCAAGGGCUCCUGCCAUCCGCGAGUUAUGCACAAUUGGAAGCAAUAAAAUAGGCUUGCACGAACUACCCAUCUCAUUGGAAGAAUUAAGAAUUCAAGGAAGAGAAAUGACAGAGUCUGUCUUUGAAGCCAUUGCCAUCAGCCUAACAUCUCUUCAAAUUUUAGAUAUCAGGGACUGUUUGUCUGCGAUAUCAUUUCCGGGAGAUUGUUUACCCUUUUCCUUAAAGAGUUUGUCCAUCCGAAAUUCUAGUAAUCUGAAUUUUCCAAAGCAAAACCACCAACAUGAGUCACUUCAGUCUUUGAGGAUAGAUAGAAGUUGUGAUUCUCUCACAACCCUCCCAUUGGAGAUCUUUCCAAACCUCAUUUCUCUCAAAAUCGAUAAUUGUGAAAACAUAGAAUGCCUUUCAGCUUCGAAAAUUCUUCCAAAUCUCAUUGAUAUUGACAUUAGAGACUGCCCUAAAUUUGUAUCAUUCCCAAGAGAAGGAUUGUCUGCACCCAACUUGACAUCGUUGCGUGUCUCCCGGUGCCUUAAUUUAAAGUCAUUGCCUUGUCACAUAAAUAAUCUUCUUCCAAAGUUAAAAGAGUUGAAAAUAUAUGAUUGCCCAGAGAUGGAAACAUUUCCCGAAGGUGGUAUUCCACCUAGCUUGAGAAAACUUAAAGUUCGGAAUUGCGAGAACUUAUUGAGAAACCCAUCUCUAUCUUUCUUUGACAUGCUUUCCCAUCUUUCAAUUGGAGAUUUACAUGAUGGUGUUGAGUUCUUUCCUAAGAAGGGUUUUGCAUUGCUGCCUCCCUCCCUUACCUAUCUAGCUCUUUGCAAUAUGAAUUGUUUGCACACGUUGGACUGCAGAGGGCUUCUCCACCUGACGUCUCUCCAACGCUUAACAAUUGAGUCUUGCCCAAAGCUGGAGAAUAUGGUGGGAGAGAGGCUGCCUGCUUCUCUAAUAAAUCUUCAUAUAAUUAGUUGUCCUCUGUUGGAAGAACGAUGCCUCAAAAAACACUCUCAAAUUUGGCCCAAAAUUUCCCACAUCGGAAGUAUUAUGGUUAACUACAAAUGGAUUUAGCAAGCUCAAACUUGGAUUUUAAACCGUUGGCAGGGUUCUUCUGCUAAUUUCCAAGUCACAUUUUGAAGGCCUUACACUCAUCCUCGGCUUUUGAUGGUCUUUCUUUGCCUCUUAAAUGUUUUGGUUUUAGAUUCCUAUGCUGCUUGAAACACAUUGGAGUUAGUUUUCUUGAUCAGGUUUCAGCGAUUUCAAUUUGUGUAAUCUGUGAUGCAGACUAUAAAAACAAAUGUAUUGUGAGAUCUUGCAAUUCUUUUGUUUCUGGGACCAUCAUAGUCAUUACAGACACCUUUGUUUCCCAAACAAUCAAUAGAUUUGGAAUGAAAGGACACUGCCUGUUGGUAAAUGAGUUGUGCUUUUACAUGUU